AUGAGAAGAAGCCGACGAAUUAAGAAAUUAGAAAAGAAUGCCCUUAAUUCGGUACCUUUAAGUGAAGUAGGCAAGUAUCCAAUUAAUGUCUAUUGUGACACUGAUAUUUUCCCUACUUUGCUAAUUAACCUCCAAGCACCUUCUUGUCCGCUCUCAGAAGCCGAAUGCCAACAAGUGAAUCACCCUCAUUAUGUUUUGCGAGACCAAGAAAUUGUUAUUGAUAAUGAAAGCAGGAAAAUAAAAAUUGGCCAAGCAAUUGUUCAAGAAAGACGAGGAGCCAGCGAAGAUGAUCCCGAUAGCCGGGGUACGCGAGCCUUAAAAUUACUUCAUAAACUAGUACCUGAAUUUACGGCUAUUCACCCCAGCACCGACAAAAAAUUAUUUCAGGAAUUAAGUAGAUACAAAAAUCCACCUCGUUUUGAAGUCUUGCAAGAAGGGACCUUUGAAAAUGUGUGCUAUAUUGACAUUAAAAGUUGCUAUGCGAAUAUUAUGCGUGACUACCCUUUGCCCUGUGGCCAGCCCGAGUGCUUCAAAGACCCUCAACUAAUCGAACAAAAAUUACAAGAGGGCAAAA
Paraglomus occultum is the source of this 574-nucleotide messenger RNA. The record is from the annotation of a GenBank genome assembly. Lineage: Eukaryota; Fungi; Glomeromycota; Glomeromycetes; Paraglomerales; Paraglomeraceae.